Molecule: messenger RNA, 735 nt
Organism: Trichoderma breve
Lineage: Eukaryota; Fungi; Ascomycota; Sordariomycetes; Hypocreales; Hypocreaceae
Exons: 2
Coding region: 1-735 (244 amino acids)
Source: RefSeq, a predicted model, not a curated record
AUGGUUUAUCCGGCCAUCGAAGUUACUGUCGUCACUGUUGGGAAUCGCACGAUUGAAGAUGAGACAACGGAAGAUGGACAAAAGUACCAGAAAGCGUUCCAUGCCGCAGCUACAACUAUUCCUGGCUGCUCUCGCGGUUGCUGGGGCAGAAGUGAUAAAUAUCCAGAUAAGGUGAUUCAUUUUAUCGACUACGACACGCGCAAACAGCACGAUGUCCACAAAGCCCUCAUCAAUGGACCUACACCACCGAUUCUUCUAGAUGUUCAAAGCGAUGAGACUGUUUAUGUUAUUCAUCCAAACACGAAUGAUCGCACCAAGGUGUACUAUGCUCCAUACACUACCGUCACCUUCUUCUGGGGAAUUGAUGAAGAAAAAUGGACCAAUAUUGCACCGGAAUUCUUUACCGCAGUGGCUAAAUCGGAUAGCUGCACUGGAUAUAUCUGGGGUGAAGUGGAUAAGCCUAUUCUUGCCGACUUCAAUGGAUAUGCGUCGUUAGGCAGUGGAAAGUGUGGGAUCUUAAUUACCGGCUGGCGCAGUAAAGCUCAGCACGACCGAGAGACGAAAGGUCAGCGAGUCACCAAGGCUUGGGACGCAGUACAAAAGGCUUGUGCAAAGGCAGACGACUGGGGUACCAGCUUGAGGAUUACCGAGAACACGGGUCAUAUUCACCGAUGGACUACGCCUUUGCCUCUGAAGGAUCGUUCUGACUGGCUUCCUGCGGCUGGAAUGAUUUAA